AUGAGGGACUUCGGAUUUGGGGUACUGCAGCCCGCCCCGCUCCGAAACAGCCUUCCCGGGCCCCUGUUGAGCGGCGGGGCGUACGGUCCCUACGCCGGGGAGCCCGGCGCGGCCGCCGCCCCGCUGCCCUCCGCCACGCCCUUCGGCCCGCUCUCGCCGCUGCCGUUGCCUGUCACCGGCUUCUCCGAGGCCGCCUCCCCCUUGUCCAUCCCCCUCGGCGGCGGCGCGGGCAGCUCGGCCGCCGCCGCUUCCUCUUCCUCCCCGUUCCUGGCGCAUCAGCAGAGCAUGCAGGAUGAGCCGCGGCUAAGGCUGACACAGCAGCCGGCGCGGCCGCUCUCGGGGGCGGCGGCCGCGGAGAAACUCCCCAACCACCACCCCGGCGGCGGCGGCGGCGGCGGCGGCGGCACGAACGCGGGUGUGACCCACCUCCUCCCCUCCCAGGACUUCAAACCGAGUCUGCACCACCCCUCCUCCUCCUCCGCCUCCUCCUGCUGCUGCCGCACCUCCUCCCCGCAGGACUUCAGUAAGCGGCAGCAGCAGCAGCUGAGCAGCCAGCAGAGGAAAGAGUUCAGCCCUCCCCACCUUCCCCACCCUCUGGACUCGAAGCAGCCGCCGCCGCUCCACUGCCCCGGACGGUUCAGCCCGCCGCCACCGCCGCCGCCCGGCCAGUUCCUCCAGCCGGCGCAGCUCGCCAAGCGCCAACAGCCGCAGCCGCCGCCGUUCAGCCUCCCGCACCCGCAGCACCUCCCGCCGCAGGACUUCGCCCCGCGGCAGCGCCCGGCCGACCUGCCCCCGGUCCCGCAGCUCCCGCCCUCGCCGCCCGCAGCCCCUCGGCGCCGCCACGGAGGCGCGAGCAGCCCUCACAAGACCCCGGCCGCGGGCGAGGGCAGCGCCGCCGAGCCCCCCAAUGCGGGCUUGGCCCCCUCGACGCCGCCGGUAAACCCCUCGCCGGGCUCCAUGGAGUCCCCCAACCACCCUCUGCUCAACAGUCCCAGUAACCUCCUGCCCGGCGGGGCGCUCGGCGCGGGCGCCUUCAGCAGCCUGCAGAGCCCGGACCUUCCGCACCCCGGCGGCGGCGGCGGCGGCGGCGGUGGGGGCGGGGUGCCCCCCGGAGGCGGAGGGGGAGGCGGCUCCGCGUCGCCGCCGCCGCUGCCCGGCUUCGGCACCCCCUGGUCGGUGCAGACCGCGUCGCCGCCUCCCCAGCCCCAGCAGCCGCCGCCGCCGCCCCAGCAGCAGCCGCCGCCUCCGCCCCAGCAGCCGCCCCAGCCGCAGCCGCCCGGCUCGUCGGCAGCCACCCCGGGCAGUGGCGGCGGCGGCGGCUCGCUCAGCGCCAUGCCGCCGCCCAGCCCCGACUCGGAGAACGGUUUCUACCCCGGGCUGCCGUCGUCCAUGAACCCGGCCUUCUUCCCGAGCUUCUCACCCGUGUCGCCGCACGGCUGCGCGGGGCUAAGCGUGCCGGCGAGCGGCGGCGGUGGCGGUGGCGGCUUCGGCGGCCCCUUCUCGGCGACCGCCGUACCCCCGCCGCCGCCGCCCGCCAUGAAUUUACCUCAGCAGCAGCCCCCGCCGCCCGCGGCGCCGCAGCAGCCGCAGAGCCGGAGGUCGCCCGUCAGCCCGCAGCUCCAGCAGCAGCACCAGGCGGCGGCCGCCGCUUUCCUCCAGCAGAGGAACUCUUACAACCACCACCAGCCUCUUCUGAAACAAUCUCCUUGGAGCAACCAUCAGAGCAGUGGCUGGGGCACUGGAAGUAUGUCCUGGGGAGCAGUGCAUGGCAGAGAUCAUCGUAGAACUGGAAACAUGGGAAUUCCAGGAACUAUGAAUCAGAUAUCUCCAUUGAAGAAACCGUUUUCUGGUAAUGUCAUAGCACCACCGAAAUUUACUCGCUCUACUCCAUCACUGACUCCAAAAUCUUGGAUUGAAGAUAAUGUGUUCAGAACAGACAACAAUAGUAAUACACUCUUACCCUUACAGGUGAGAUCUAGUUUGCAGUUGCCAGCUUGGGGCUCAGAUUCACUCCAAGAUAGUUGGUGCACUGCAGCCGGAACAUCCAGAAUAGACCAGGAUCGAAGUAGAAUGUAUGACAGUUUGAACAUGCACUCUUUGGAAAAUUCCUUGAUUGAUAUUAUGAGAGCAGAGCAUGACCCUCUCAAGGGUCGGUUGAGCUAUCCACAUCCAGGAACUGACAAUCUGUUGAUGUUAAACGCAAGGAGUUAUGGGCGAAGACGAGGUCGUUCUUCACUUUUUCCAAUAGAUGAUGGCUUGCUGGAUGAUGGUCACAAUGAUCAAGUUGGUGUUUUAAAUUCACCCACAUGUUAUUCAGCUCAUCAAAAUGGAGAGCGAAUAGAACGCUUCUCUCGAAAAGUUUUUGUUGGUGGUCUUCCUCCAGAUAUUGACGAAGAUGAAAUAACUGCUAGCUUCAGAAGAUUCGGGCCUUUGGUAGUAGAUUGGCCUCAUAAAGCAGAAAGCAAGUCCUAUUUUCCACCAAAAGGCUAUGCAUUUCUUCUCUUUCAAGAAGAGAGCUCAGUUCAGGCACUAAUUGAUGCUUGUAUUGAAGAAGAUGGAAAGCUCUAUCUGUGUGUUUCCAGCCCUACUAUCAAGGACAAACCAGUUCAAAUUCGUCCUUGGAAUUUAAGUGAUAGUGAUUUUGUGAUGGAUGGUUCUCAGCCUUUGGAUCCCCGAAAAACAAUUUUUGUCGGUGGUGUUCCUAGACCAUUAAGGGCUGUGGAACUUGCUAUGAUCAUGGACCGGCUGUAUGGUGGAGUUUGUUAUGCGGGAAUUGAUACGGAUCCUGAGCUAAAAUACCCAAAAGGUGCUGGGCGAGUUGCUUUUUCCAAUCAACAGAGCUAUAUUGCUGCCAUUAGUGCUCGGUUUGUUCAACUUCAGCAUGGUGAUAUUGAUAAACGCGUGGAGGUAAAGCCAUAUGUGCUAGAUGACCAGAUGUGUGAUGAAUGCCAAGGCGCACGCUGUGGUGGAAAAUUUGCUCCCUUUUUUUGUGCCAAUGUCACUUGCCUGCAGUAUUACUGUGAGUUUUGUUGGGCAAAUAUCCACUCUCGUGCAGGACGUGAGUUCCAUAAGCCAUUGGUAAAGGAAGGUGCCGAUCGCCCACGUCAGAUCCACUUCCGCUGGAACUAAGAAUAGCAAACGGGCCUCUAUCCCACAAGGAGAGAAAGGGUGCAUGUGGCUUACUGUGUCUGAAGAUACUGACAUGCAGAAGAAAUAAGUGCAUUCUUCUGCUUUCACCCCAGCUGUCCAUAUGUGCAUCUUUAUCAGCAGCCAAAACACUGCAAGCCUCUUGUUUUUCACCAAAACCCUACAUCUCAGGCUUACUAAUUUUUGUGAUAUUUUCAUGUUAAAAUAAAAUGUUUUUUUGUAUUUUCUCCAACUUAUUUUUAUAUGUAAAGUUAAAAUUAGAUAUGAGAAUGUUUUGCGUAGGGGCAACACAGUCUGCUGCUAUAUAGUGGGUGAAGCGUGCACUUAUUUCUAAACAUGGGUUUUUAACUUCAAGAUCUGCCCCAGUGAUUUACCAAAGGUAGCAAAAUAAUA
Messenger RNA from Cynocephalus volans (Philippine flying lemur), 3540 nucleotides. It is a transcript of the gene CPEB2, whose product is annotated as cytoplasmic polyadenylation element binding protein 2. Gene Ontology annotation, molecular function: mRNA regulatory element binding translation repressor activity; mRNA 3'-UTR binding; ribosome binding. The record is from RefSeq and is a predicted model, not a curated record. Gene Ontology annotation, biological process: negative regulation of cytoplasmic translation. Gene Ontology annotation, cellular component: neuron projection; nucleus; synapse. Lineage: Eukaryota; Metazoa; Chordata; Mammalia; Dermoptera; Cynocephalidae. Bases 1 to 3129 code for a protein of 1042 amino acids. The transcript has 12 exons.